AUGGGGCUGCAGCCCCUGGAGUUCAGCGACUGCUACCUGGACAGCCCCUGGUUCAGGGAACGGGUCAAAGCCCAUGAGGCCGAGCUGGAGAAGACCAAUAAGUUUAUCAAGGAGCUGCUGAAGGAUGGGAAAAACCUGAUCGCCGCCACCAAAAACCUCUCAGCAGCCCAGAGAAAAUUUGCCCAUUCUCUAAGAGACUUCAAAUUUGAAUUCAUUGGUGAUGCAGAGACAGAUGAUGAAAGAUGCAUAGAUGCAUCACUUCAUGAAUUUUCAAACUUCUUAAAAAAUUUGGAAGAACAAAGAGAAAUUUUGGCGCUCAGUGUUACUGAAACUCUGAUCAAACCUUUGGAAAGAUUUAGGAAAGAGCAGCUAGGAGCUGUAAAGGAGGAAAAGAAGAAGUUUGAUAAAGAGACAGAGAAGAACUACAGUUUGUUAGAAAAGCAUUUGAAUUUAUCAGCUAAGAAGAAAGAGCUGCAAUUACAAGAGGCAGAUAACCAAGUGGAGCAGAAUAGGAAACACUUCUACGAGCUGUCCCUCGAGUACGUGUGCAAGCUGCAGGAGAUACAGGAGAGGAAGAAGUUUGAGUGUGUGGAACCUGUGUUAUCUUUUUUCCAGGGUUUGUUCACUUUCUAUCAUCAGGGAUAUGAGCUUGCUAAAGACUUCAAUCAUUACAAAAUGGCCCUGCAGAUAAAUAUACAAAAUGCACGAAAUCGUUUUGAAGGCACAAGGUCAGAGGUAGAGGAGCUCAUGAACAAAAUCAGAAGAAAUCCUCAGGAACAUAAAAGAGCCAAUCACUUCACCAUGGAAGGCUAUCUCUAUGUGCAGGAGAAAAGGCCUGCUCCCUUUGGCUCCAGCUGGGUGAAGCACUACUGCACCUACAUGAAAGAGACCAAGAAGUUCACUAUGAUCCCAUUUGAACACAGAUCAGGAGGGAAAGUUGGGGAUGAGGAGCUCUUUGUCCUUACAUAUUGCACUAAGAGAAAUGUCGAUACCACAGACAGGAGAUUCUGCUUUGACUUAGAGGCUUCAGACAGGCCUGGAGUUCCUGUGACCAUGCAGGCAUUUUCUGAGGAAGACAGAAAGCUGUGGAUGGAAGCCUUGGAUGGAAAAGAAGCUCUGUUCAUCAAUGUGAGCAGAGCAAGUGCCAAGCCAGAGGGAAGUGCACAGCUGGAUAAGAUAGGGUUCACCAUCAUCAGAAAGUGCAUCAGUGCUGUUGAGACACGAGGUAUUAAUGACCAAGGACUGUACAGAGUUGUGGGGGUGAGUUCAAAGGUCCAGAGACUUCUGAGUUUGUUGAUGGAUGCAAAAACCUGCAAUGAAGUUGACCUGGAAAACUCUGUAGAUUGGGAAGUGAAGACAAUUACAAGUGCUAUGAAGCAGUAUCUGCGAAGCCUUCCGGAGCCGCUGAUGACAUACGAGUUGCACGGAGAGUUCAUCGUUCCUGCCAAAAGUGGGAGUCCUGAAUCUCGAGUUAAUGCCAUUCACUUCUUGGUCCACAAACUCCCAGAGAAGAACAAGGAGAUGCUGGAGAUGCUGGUGAAGCAUUUAGCCAACAUCUCGAAGCACGCCAAAAGGAACCUCAUGACUGUGGCGAACCUGGGGGUCAUAUUUGGACCAACCUUAAUGAGGCCCCAGGAAGAAACUGUAGCAGCCAUCAUGGACCUCAAGUUUCAGAAUAUCGUCGUCGAGAUCCUGAUAGAAAACCAUGAGAAGAUUUUCAAAACCCUGCCUGAUGCCACUUUCCCCGAGCCAAUCUCUAUGUCAGUGUCUCCUCCAAAUGCCCCACCAAGGCAGUCAAGAAGACAAGGACAACGUAUUAAGAGGCCUCUGGCUGUUUACAAUCUCUGUCUUGAGCUGGAUGAUGCUGAAAGUCACAGUUCUCCCAGAGAAGACACCCCAACUGGGAGUACGGAUUCUCUUUCUUCCCAAUCUCCAACACCUGCCUUUUCCAGCAGCCCCCCUGGGCUCCUGGAUGGAAAUCACCUUAUUAUGGACUGUGGAGAUCUUGCAGGCUGGACAACAAAUCUUCCUGGUCAAAGCCGCCCAUCGAUGGUCUCCUGGAUGAAUCCUCUCUCUGCCACAGAUGCUGCACCAUCUGCUUUCUUCUUCCCCAACCCUGCUGCUGGGAGUGACAGAGCACUGGAGAGCGCUGCCCCCCGCAAGGCGCGCGCAGUGUACCCCUGCGAGGCAGAGCACAGCUCUGAGCUGUCCUUCCAGACGGGAGCCGUUUUUGAGGACGUGCAAUUUUCCAGAGAGCCAGGCUGGCUAGAAGGCACACUAAAUGGCAAGAGAGGACUUAUUCCACAGAACUAUGUUCAGUUCUUGUAGCUCUCUGCACUGAUCGCCAGGAAAGGUGUACAUGGUAUCCAUGGAUUUCUGUAUAGUCACUUCUCCCUCCCUUUGUGACUGCUUUUAAUCACUGAAGAGCUCGACUAUGGUUUGAAGAUCCACAUCUGUGUAAAGACUUUCAAGCAU
Messenger RNA from Indicator indicator, 2475 nucleotides. RefSeq names its product Rho GTPase activating protein 10 (gene ARHGAP10). Gene Ontology annotation, biological process: signal transduction. The transcript is spliced from 23 exons. Gene Ontology annotation, molecular function: protein binding; GTPase activator activity. The record is from RefSeq and is a predicted model, not a curated record. Gene Ontology annotation, cellular component: cytoplasm. Bases 1 to 2328 code for a protein of 775 amino acids. NCBI's taxonomy places the organism in Eukaryota, Metazoa, Chordata, Aves, Piciformes, Indicatoridae.